AGGUGUCAGACAUAAAAUAACGGACAUGAAGUUCUUCAUUUUGGCCACCUGCCUGCUGGCUUUCGCAGCUGGAGAUGUGUCCCAUUUGCCACUGCAAGUCCUGGAGGAGCACCACGAGCAUGGAUAUGGAUAUGAUUACCCCAAGCCGGAAGUACCAUUUGUGAUUACUUCUACGACGGAGCCACCGUCGCCGCCACCACCGACUUAUCUGCCUCCCAAGCCGGUGCCUACUUACCUGCCUCCUCCACCACCCACUACCACCACUACUACUACCACCACCACCACCACAACCACUCCACCACCCACUCCUGCUCCUACUUACCUGCCUCCCCCACCACCCACUACCACCACCACCACUACAACCACCCCAGCUCCCACUCCCGCUCCCACCUACCUUCCUCCUCCACCACCACCCCCACCACGCACCACCACCACCACAACUACAACAACGACGACUCCUCCACCCACGCCGGUGCCCACCUACCUGCCACCCCCUCCACCACAACCGGAACCGGAACCGGGUUACCACUACGAUGCCCCCGCCCAAGAGUUCAUCUUCUAA
Drosophila subpulchrella is the source of this 562-nucleotide messenger RNA. Its product is annotated as leucine-rich repeat extensin-like protein 3. Bases 26 to 562 code for a protein of 178 amino acids. Lineage: Eukaryota; Metazoa; Arthropoda; Insecta; Diptera; Drosophilidae. The transcript has 2 exons. The record is from RefSeq and is a predicted model, not a curated record.